AUGAUAUCAAGAAUAUUCCGUGGAGAAAAUGAAAAUGCUGCUGUCAAAAGAAAACGUCAGAUAGACACAUUGAAAAUUUUUAAUGAUAAUGUAGUUGAAUUGAGGGAAGAUGCUGAUUAUCAGGUACAAUUCGAUGCUGGAGAAGCACGUAUGGCUAUUAUGGUAUCACUACCACCGGAAUUUCCAUUGGAAAAACCAAUACUCCGAGUUUCACCACCAAUAACACAUCCUUGGUGUAAUGAGCACAGUGAAAUUACAAGUGCUCCAGGGUUAUUAAAUUUUACAAUACACAGCGAUCUUGGUCGUGUUGUUCAAGCAAUUAUCAGAGAGUUUAGUAAAAAUCCACCUCAAUUAAUUGAUGAUGCUUCUCUGACCAAUCAAUCAAGAGAAUUACAAGAACGUAUAUCACCUCUAUACGGUGCUCAACAUUAUCCUGAGUUACAAUCGACAUUAUAUAACACAUAUUACAACUCACAGUAUCCGGCAUACUCAACUUCCAGCGGCAGUAAUUACAAAUACAACUAUGUCAACUCUUGCAUAUCAAAUCAAGAUCAAUUUACAUCGUCUCUACACCGUCCAACGUACACUUCAACUGGUAGUCCUGGUAACUCCAAUUCGAUCGGCACUGCCAGUCCUGUUCAGUACUCCAGUGAUCACCGGCCAGUUAGUUACAUAAAUUCUCACAAUUAUAAUGUCACGAGUUAUAAUAAACCUAUGACAGUAAAUCCCUCAUCUCAUACGGUGGUAUCCAGAAGUCCAGAAUUUCCAGAGCUUAAUAAUUUAACGAACGAGCAACUUGUAAAGCUCGCUGAAGAAACAGAUAGUCUUGAUGCUUUUUUAAGUCAACAUUCCCAGCUUAAGGAUAUUAAUUUAUUGAUUGAUAAGACUAUUGAUAACGUUGAAAGAUUAGCAAAUGAUAAUUUAUCCAAAGAGACUGAAUUAAAAGCAUUAAAAGAAGAAGUAGCAUCGAAAAUCCAAAGUGUAUCAGAACUUAAAGCACAUUAUGAUAAUUUAAUUAGCCAAUACAGCAAAUUAUCGCAAGUAUUUGCGCCAGAUCAUAUACGCGAGUGUCUAAAAAAGGCUGCUGAUGAAAGUCAUGAGCAAAGUGAAUUAAUUGCUGAAAAUUUUCUCGAGCGUAAAAUAGACGUUGAACGUUUUUUGAGCAGCUACAUUGAGUGCCGUAAAUUAGGGCAAGCACGUCGGACUAAAGAAGAAAAAUUGGCACAUCAAUUGAAUGAACUAAAACGAGCUGGUUAUUAA
Messenger RNA from Cotesia congregata, 1260 nucleotides. The record is from the annotation of a GenBank genome assembly. NCBI's taxonomy places the organism in Eukaryota, Metazoa, Arthropoda, Insecta, Hymenoptera, Braconidae.